UAGCCCGUGGAUGGAAGCAAGCAACACCCACUAUCACACGAGGCUACCCACGUCCACUUUCACCUCCUCUGUAAGAGAUCAAUCUCGCGCCUCCGGUUGGGAGCAAAACCCUUGUUUGGAGACAACCUUGUUGGGUUAUCAACGACAUCAUCGAAGAGGGAAAUAUGGGUCUAAUUGGACGAAUCUGUUGCUUCUCCCUCAUGCGUUCGCCAUCCAAAUCCACCAAUCACCCAGAGGAUUUUCAGCCGGAAAUCAUUGGCGCGGAUGAAGAAGAUUUUCAGCCACCGCCUGAAAUCACGAUGGGCGCCGGAGAAGAAGAGUCUCAGCCAGUACCACUGCCGAACCUGCCGCCGGAAAUCACGUUCGAGAUACUGUCCAGGCUAACCGUCAAGUCGCUGCUGCGAUUGAGGUGCGUUUGCAAGUCAUGGCGUUCUUUGAUUUCUGGACGCGAAUUCGCGAAAACCCAUCUCAGUCUAGCAUCAUCUAUUGACACCGAUUACGCCCACCAUAGACUCUUGAUAACCAGUCCAUUUGCCGUUGUCAUGUCGUGUUCUCUUUACUCUAUUUUGGACGAGCAUUCUGAUACUGAUGUUGUUGAACUUGAUUACCCUCUGUAUGGUGACGGCUGUGGUGGACAUCUAGGAGUAAGGGUCUUAGGAUGUUGUGAUGGGUUAGUGUGCGUCGAAACUAAAAGUACAUUAUGCUUAUGGAACCCGUCAACUAGGAAAUCCAAGAGAUUGCCUAGUGUUAAUCUGCCGCACGGUCAUGGAGUAGUCUAUGGGUUUGGUUAUGACUCCUCUAUUGAUGAUUACAAAGUGGUGGGAUUCCUUUAUGGGCAUAGUGGUAUUGAUUUUGAAGUCAAAGUGUAUACGUUGAGGACUGAUUCGUGGAGAAGGAUUGGAGACUUUCCUUAUGGUGAUCUUCCUUAUCGACAUAGUUCAGGGGUAUUUGUCAACGCGGCCCUCCAUUGGAAUGUGGGCGGGGAGCCCAAUGGGAUUAUUGUUUCUCUUGAUUUGGCGAAGGAGACCUAUGGAGAGAUUUUGAAACCUGAGUAUCGAGAUGGUCGUUUGUAUGAGACAUUGUGUGAUUUCAAUGGAUGCCUGUGUGAACUCUAUGACUACCGCAUUUGUGCUCAUGUGUGGGUGAUGAAGGAAUAUGGAAUUAGAGAUUCUUGGACCAAGUUGGCCGUGGUACCUUAUGUGACUAGAGUAUCGAAUUUACAAUAUACCAUGCCAUUUUCCAUUUUUAAGAAUGGUGAAGUUUUAUUGUAUACCCGUAAGCAUUUAGUUCGCUACAAUCCAAAAGAUGGCACAUUUAUCUAUCCUACGUGUCCUAUUGAUUUAGCGUCUUCUAUUUUGCAUCCCUACAUUGAGAGCCUAGUCUCGGUUGACAUGGAUGCUGACAAAGGGGUUCCAUGUGCACCAAUACUAAAGGGAAUAAAGGAACUGUGAAUGGGAUGUGAUUAUAUUGUAGUUCUCGUGGAGUGAAGAUUUAUACUUGCUUUGUGUAAAAAAAUGGGUUGUGAUGACAGGCAAUGCUCAUUUAUUUGUUUUUGCAAUGUUAGCGUUGCACAGCUUUGGAGGGUUACCUAUGGGAUGGCUCUUUUGGGAACUUUUAUUUGUGUAAUUGUGGCUUGUCCACUCUCUUCAAUGGUUAACAAAGUUAUUUUGCUUC
Messenger RNA from Rhododendron vialii, 1674 nucleotides. Its product is annotated as F-box/kelch-repeat protein At3g23880-like. The coding region runs from base 165 to 1451 and encodes 428 amino acids. Lineage: Eukaryota; Viridiplantae; Streptophyta; Magnoliopsida; Ericales; Ericaceae. The transcript is spliced from 2 exons. Gene Ontology annotation, molecular function: protein binding. The record is from RefSeq and is a predicted model, not a curated record.